This is a messenger RNA of Pedinophyceae sp. YPF-701, 3195 nucleotides long. NCBI's taxonomy places the organism in Eukaryota, Viridiplantae, Chlorophyta, Pedinophyceae. The record is from the annotation of a GenBank genome assembly.
AUGGGGUCGCAGGAGAAGACGUUGGACGGUAUCCUGUCGAGGGUCCUCGCAGUGACCCUGGACGAGGCCAAGGCGGAUGCGAACGCGUCGCCUCCCGUCACGUACCUGCGGUGCACGGCCGAGGAGCUGCGCGGCGACUCCGACGCCGCGCCGCUGCUCACGCCGGACGCGCUGGACCAGGUUCUGCCGGAGCGGCUGCUGAUCGACCCCCCCGAGAACUACCCCCAGCCUCCCGCCCACUACCUCCUGGGGUGCUACGCCCGCGCGAGCGACGAGCUGCGCCGGACGGGGGGCAUCAGCGACACCGCCUUCGCGGACCGAAUCUACGACUGCCUCACGGCGCUCCGCGACACUCUCGUGAACUACAUUGUGUCGCUGCUGACGGAGCCUGACAUGCCGCAGCCGCCUGAGGCCGCGGCGCGAGGGGCGCUGCAGCUGCUGGACUCUAUCGAGGCGCGCGAGAAGGCGACGACGCCGGUCUCGACGAACGCGACGCACUGCAACCCGAUGCCGAUGCCCGCCGGGUUCGUGGACCACCUUGCGUCGGUCCUCACGGAACGCGGCGAGGGUGCGACGUUGGCGGCGAUCGUUGGGCCAGUGCUGAGUGCGCUGGCCAAGAGCGCGCGCGGGGUGACGAUCUGCGGCGACUACAUGCGUUUCCUGACGCCCUGGGCGUCGCUCCUGGCCAUCAAGGGCGUGCAGGACGUCCUGUGGCAGCUCGACGGGUGGAUGCCUCCCUCGCGCCACGGCGGCAGCGCGCGGCCGACGGGGCGCGCGUUCCAGGAGCAGACGAUCGUCGGGCCGUUCCUGGCGCUCGCGGCCGUGCCGGACAUGGGCACGCAGCACCCCCCGCGGCCCGACGUGCGGCAGCACGUCCUCCCGGACGACCUGGACUCCCCCGGGGGACAAAUGCAGGCCAACCAGGCCAUCCUGUCGCUGCAGUCCUCGCUCAAGGUCGUGUACACGACGCUGCACCAGUCCUUCACGUCGAUCCUGCGCAACAAGGGCGCGCGCGGCGCCGUCCUGCGGUGGGUCGCGGCCUGCCUCGACGCCAACCGCGAACGCAACAAGAUGUCGCCCAACCUCCGGAAGGCCUCCGGGACGGGCUUCGCGCUCAACAUGACGGCGCUGAUGCUGUCGCUCGCCGGCCCGUUCCUCGACGCCGGCGCCGGGAAGGCCUUCCAGCACGUCGACCCGGACUACGUGCUGCACCAGGGGCAGUGCCUUGUGGACAACUCCGAGGACUCGCGGCUCGCGAUGGCGCUCGACGAGGCGAACGCGUACCACGCGGAGUCCGCGGACCGCCUGCGCGAGAAGGCGGAGCGCGCGGGGUGCCCCCCCGACGGCUGUGGGGUGUGGUCGGACAUGCGGGGGUCGGCGAGCGAGCCCGAGACGCGCGCGUACCACUUCAUCUGCGAGUGCUUCUUCCUCACCGCGGCCUCCGUCCGCCGGGGCUACGCGUCCGCGCUGCAGGAGCUCGAGCGCUACGGCCGCAACGUCAACCACCUCGAAAAUGAACUGGCGCAGAUCGAGCGUCAGCGCGACACCAUGCGCGGCGGCGGCGCGCCCCCGGGCGCGCUGAUGCGCAUGGAGAUGACGCUCGCGUCCGGCCGCGCGCGCGUGAAGGCGCUGAGGAGCCACGUCAUCGUCAUGCAGGGGCAGCUGAUGGACGAGCAGCUCAUCGUGCCCAUGGUCGCGUACUGCCGGCUCCUCGCGCUGUGGCUCCUGCGCCUCGUCGGCAACGGCGGCGGCACGCCCGGCGCGGCCCCGACGCUCCCGCUCCCCGCGGACCCCCCGAAGGCCUUCGCGGCGCUCCCGGAGUACAUGGUGGAGGACAUGUGUCAGGUGCUGCUGUUCGUGGGGCGCGUGCGGCCGCAGGCGGUGUCGUCCGAGGUCGCCGCGGACCUCAUGACCUUCUUCGUCACGUUCCUGGGGUCCUCGGCGUACGUGCGCAACCCGUACCUGCGCGCAAAGAUGGUGGAGGUGAUGUACGUCAUGCUGCCGAACGACGAGCGGCAGGACCGGAUGCGGCGCUGGGGGCGCCUCGCGGCCGCGGGGUCCGGGGAGGUGGUCAGCGACAUGUUCGAGCGCAGCCCGCUGUGCGUGGGCCACCUGGUGCCGGCGCUGAUUCAGGUCUACUCCGACGUGGAGAACAUGGACCGCUCGGGGGCGUUCUACGAGAAGUUCUCGAUCCGCCACGUCAUCAACUCGCUCUUCGAGCACCUCUGGCAGCACGCGGGGCACCGCGCGACGUGGGAGGCCACUGCCGCCCGCGAGGAGAAGGGCAUGUAUUUGAAGUUCUGCAACAUGCUCAUCAACGACUCGAUCUACCUCCUGGACGAGUGCCUCAAGCUGCUGCCGGAGAUGCGCGACUUCGAGGACCUCCUCGAGCGCGACCCGGAGCUCUCCUCGCUCCCCGAGGAGGAGCGCGAGGAGCGCUCGAACUCGUACGGCGAGAACGGGCGCAUCGUGGCCAACGACCUCGCGCUCGGGCACUCCACGUUCCGCACGCUCGAGCUCUUCUCCGACUCCAUCACCGCCACGCUGCUCCUCCCGGAGAUGGUCGACCGCGUCGCGCAGUGCCUCGACUACUUCCUGCUGCACCUCGCGGGGCCGGAGCGGCGCAAGCUGCGCGUGAAGGACGCCGAGAAGUACGGCUUCAAGCCCAAGCAGCUCCUCCAGCAGAUCAUCCGCGUGUACAUCAACCUCGCGCGCGCGGACGCCGACGGCCGGCUCGUGAAGGCGAUCGCUGGGGACUCGCGCAGCUACAACGCGGCGCUGAUGAGCGACACGAUCGAGCUGCUGCGGACCAAGGCGAUCGUGGCGCCGGGGGACAUCGACGCGUUCGCGGACCUCGCGGCGCGGUGCGCGGAGGCCGCGGCGGCGGGCGCGGAGGAGGACGAGAUGUACGACGACGCCCCGGACGAGUUCUUGGACCCGAUUAUGGGGACCUUGAUGGAGGACCCGGUGCUGCUGCCGAGCAGCAAGAACAUCAUGGACCGGUCGGUCAUCCUGCGGCACCUGUUGACGGACCCGAAGGACCCGUUCAACCGCAGUCCACUGGCGCCGGAGGAUCUGGUUCCAGAUGAGGGGUUGAAGACGAAGAUCACGGAGUGGAAGGCGGCGGAGAUGGCGAAGAAGCGCGGGGGCGGCGCGGCGACGGACAGGGACGGGGACACGGAGAUGACGUCGUGA